Messenger RNA from Pyricularia grisea, 1437 nucleotides. RefSeq lists its product as uncharacterized. Lineage: Eukaryota; Fungi; Ascomycota; Sordariomycetes; Magnaporthales; Pyriculariaceae. The record is from RefSeq and is a predicted model, not a curated record. The transcript has 4 exons. Bases 1 to 1437 code for a protein of 478 amino acids.
AUGCCAGUUGCGCACCCUGUCUACGCUCUAGCGAACUACAACCUGUCAGGGGGAAAUGCUACUCCCACAGAGUCACUGUCAUCCAACGCGUCAAGGAUUCUGCAGUCAGACAGGUUUACGUCUCAAACUCCCAAUGUCAACCCAACUUCCAACCAGCAAAAUGUAGCUCUGGCAAUUAUCUGCAUUUUCCCAAUAAUGUCGUUUUUUCUGGUCAGCCUAAGGGUAUACAGCCGGACCAGAGCGCGGCAGAUAUGGAUCGAUGAUAUACUUAUCGGGUUGGCAAUGCUUCUGAUGAUACCAAUGACGGCUGGUAGCUACAUGUUCGCCAAAACCAGCUUUCUGGGAAUCCACCUCCGCGACGUUCCCCUCGACCAGCUCGACCUCUCCAGAGCCGGCCGGUGGAACUACAUAGUGCAGGUCUUCUACCACCCGAUCCUCCCACUCUGCAAGUCCGCCGUGCUCAUGUUUCUGCUGCGUCUGGGCGGACACCGACGGCCUGUCAGGUGGGCCAUCCACGCCACCAACUCGUUGAACCUCGCCGCCAUGGCCGCCACCACCCUCACGGCAAUGCUGCAGUGCAGCCCCGUGCGGACCAACUGGGCCUUUUCCGCCUCGAACGGGGCUUGCAAUGAGCAGUUUGAGUUUUACAUUGCCGGCGCCGGGAUCGCCAUCUUUACGGAUGUGUUGGUGCUCGCACUGCCAUUUUGCAUCUUUUUGCACUUGAGGAUCUCGAGACACAUGAAGACGGCCGUGUUGGGAGUGUUUCUACUGGGUUCAGUUGUCACGUUCGUCAGCAUCGGCCGCCUCUGGUACUUUUGCACCCUCUACAACAUGUCCAUGUACCCAAUCCCCCGCGACGCCGACCUCACCUACCCCAUCACCUUUGUCGUCUCCAACGUCGAGGCGAACCUGGCCAUCAUCUGCGCCUGCGUGCCUGCGCUGCGUGGCCUCGCGCGGUCCUGGUGGCCGCGCCUAUUUCGUGGCUCCGCAGAGGUCGUCGUCGUCGUCGCCAGGGAUGGCAACGCGGUACAUCCCAGCCCCGGGGUUAGGAAGACGACACUGGACACUGCGUGGUCGGUUCUGACUGCUUCGAAUACCACCCGGGGGGACACUGGGUCGCUGGUAGGGGAUGAUGAAAAGAUUGACGAGGCGCGGGAUGUGGGUUCCAACACCUCCGACGCCGCCACUUGCUCGCGGGCGGUGCAGGCUGAGCUGCGUGCCAUCGGCAGCGUGGCGAGCACUGUGGGUGUGUGUUAUAGUGCGAAUAACACGAGCGAGGUUUCGAUCUCUGGGCCCGCCGAGAGGAAGGCUGCAGAGGGUUUUAGGGGUGGGGCAGAUGUAGGGAUGCAUCCGCUCGAGGGGUCAAUAUUGUGCACGACAAACAUUACUGUCCAGUAUGAACCGGUUGUUUCCAAACGAGCAGGACGGUUGUUUUGA